This is a messenger RNA of Marmota flaviventris (yellow-bellied marmot), 1035 nucleotides long. Lineage: Eukaryota; Metazoa; Chordata; Mammalia; Rodentia; Sciuridae. The record is from RefSeq and is a predicted model, not a curated record.
GUGUUCUAUUUCAAGAUGUCCUGGACUGACAACAUCAUCUAUCGGGCUCCAGGACCCCGGCCUGUCUCUAAAUAUGUCUCCAACUCUGUGGAAUCACCCUCCCUCUUGGAAUCUCUCCCCCAGGAGCUCUCCAACCUGACUCACCUUCUAUAUUGGCCUCUGACCCCAGGAGAUAGGGGGGACUUUUUGUCCUCCACCAGCCCCAUGACCUCCACCUACCACCUGAGGGGUCCUGCUCAGGACACCUAUGCCCUGGGAGGCUACCUGGAGGUUGUCCUUGUGGCCAGGGACCACCAGGGCAGGCCUAAGACCCAUGGUGGGGAUCUGUUUCAGGCAAGAUUGCUGGGUCCAGAAUUGAGAGCAGGGGUCCCCGGGGAUGUCCAGGAUCUGGAGAAUGGCACAUACCUAUUGUCCUUCCCUCUGCUCUGGGCUGGGAAGGCCCAGGUGCAAGUGCGGCUGAUCCACUCCAGUGAGGCUGUUGGGGUUCUGCGCAGAAUCUGGAAAGAGAAGAGGGCCACCGUUAAUUUUAGAGGGUAUUUCCAGGGUAGUUCUGGUGCUAAAGAGACUGUGAUUUGCAAUGUUGACCCUCACUCAACUGGAGCCAAAGGGCAUACCUGCCAGUACAGGGAUGUGGUUUCUGGUGAGCUCUGGUCCUGUGCUCAACCCCCUACUCUGCCCUGCAACUCUUUGGUUGCUCACUCAGGCGGGAGUUACCUGAAGGUGACCACACCACGUGAUGACGCCCUGCUGGCAGGUUUGGGAUCCCAGGCUGUGCAUACCUUCUGUUGCCCAUCCAAUCCACCAGCUCACUUGCUGGGUCACUUCUUUCCUUUGGACAGUCUGAGAGUGCUUGUCAGGAUAAUUAGCUCAGCUUUCCGUGCUGAUGUUCCAGGUGGCAAAGCCUCAGCUCCUAAUACCUGUUGUUCUGUGACCACAGCACAUCCAGCUAUCUGCAGCUCCAUUUCCCAUGAAGCUACUCCCAUCCAUGAAGAAGUCCCAGUUCAGCUCUGUGAUGGGCUCAUCAGACAAGUCUAA